UGACCGGAGAAAAACCCUCGGCCCCGGCUUCUCUAACGAAACCCCCGUGAGCGCUGGAGCGAGGCAGUUCUCCCUGCCGCUCUUGCUGCUGCCAUCUCCAAACUGACAAUAGUCCUGACAGAGAGCCUGGCUUGGACUUUGUAUCUUUUAAAUUUUAUUUUUCCUUUUUCCUGAAUAAGAGCAGAGAGUGCAGAGGAGGGAUUUGAGACUGGAAGCCACCGUGCCGGGGGAUGAGCUCGCAGGCCUGGAGCACCCGGUGUUUGGAAUUAUGGCCUGACAACAGAGUAAUCACCCUUGGGACUGAAUCAGAGCUCUUGGACACCACUGAGGCCAUUGGACACUUCAGGGCUCGCAGCAAGUUACUGCUAGUAGCAGUGAGGUCUCAGCUCCCAGGAAUGAGAAACCUCCAUCCCUGAAGACGCCAGCCCUGGGUUUCAUGUUGCUCUGAGCCUCUGCCCUCACCCUGGCUGGCCCUGCCUGCAAUGGCCCUGUGUCUCAAGCAAGUCUUCAACAAAGACAAAACGUUCCGUCCCCGCAAGAAGUUUGAGCCGGGCACGCAACGCUUUGAGCUGUACAAGAAAGCCCAGGCCUCGCUCAAGUCCGGGCUGGACCUGAAGGCAGUGGUGCAGCUGCCUCCCGGCGAGAGCAUCAACGACUGGAUCGCCGUGCACGUGGUGGACUUCUUCAACCGCAUCAACCUCAUCUACGGCACCAUGUCGGAGUACUGCACCGAGAGGAGCUGCCCCAUCAUGUCCGGGGGGCUCAAGUACGAGUACAGGUGGCAGGACGACUGCAAGUACAAGAAGCCGACCAAGCUGUCGGCCCCACAGUACAUGUGCAUGCUGAUGGACUGGAUUGAGAUGCUCAUUAACAACGAGGACAUCUUCCCCACCAGGAUAGGUGUUCCCUUCCCCAAGCAGUUCCAGCAAGUUUGCACCAAGAUCCUCACCCGCCUCUUCCGUGUCUUUGUCCAUGUCUACAUCCACCACUUUGACAGCAUCAUCAACAUGGGUGCUGAGGCUCAUGUCAACACCUGCUACAAGCACUUUUACUAUUUCAUCAGGGAGUUCAGCCUCAUUGACCACCGGGAGCUGGAGCCUUUGAAAGAAAUGACAGAACGAAUUUGCCACUGAAAUCUUCUGGCAGACGAACUCAGCUGGCUCACUCAGAGCCCGGUGGGACAAGGCACCCUGUGGUGGGAGACCUCUUCCCUAGGACCUGCUCUGGGCAUUCCAGCUCACUGACCUACAAACACUGCAAAACUGCCUCUUCAGGCCACGACUGAAUCCUAAGUUUUCCAAGAACCUCUGGACAGAUUUUUCUUCUUCUAACAGAUCCAAAUCUCUGUUGUAUGGUUCCUGUUUUAGAAAGCCACUGACUCACAGGAGAAUGAGCCAAGUCUGGUUUACUUUUGCACACUCUGAUUUCUAAGACUCAAUCCCAUGUCUGACAUCAAAUUUGCAGCAACCUUCCCUCUUGUUUUGCCCUCAGCUAUAUUGAUCUCCAAAUAUUUUAUUAGCAAUUCCUGCCUGUGAGCAGGUGUGACCUUGGCUACCAGGUGUUACCUUUCCCACAGGCAGUGGGUUUGUGGUGACACCUGAGAUCAGCUGCAAAGCUGGUGGCAUUUCAUCCCACUGCCUUCAUGUGGUUAGUUGUUGAUGUGUUGUUUUUAACCAUGAGCUGUGAAUGUCUCCUUCUGCCCUAAUUCAUGCUUUACCAAAGGGACCAUUUUUCCCUUCAAGGGAUUUUUCACAUUUGCAAGAGAGGACUUGAUGAUGUUCUAAGAAGAAACCAAUACUGAUUGGACUAAUGGCAAGUGCCCCCUUGACCAAGGAGGUGAGCUAGGUCACUAUUCAGUGUGAUCAGCACAGACUACCUGAGAAAGUCUCAAAAACUGGUGAAAAGAAACUGACUAUCUGCAAGCAUACUAUUGCUUCCUGGUCUGUACCAUUACUCCCCUGAAAGGUAUCAUGUCUCAAAAUUUCCUCCCUUUUUGCUUGCAGUGUCUGACAAUUACUGUUGUAUUCCCUGUGCCAUUUUAAUUUUGAUAAAAAUACUUCUAUUUUUCCUUUUUUAUUGUUUUGGGAGAGUGAAAAUCAAUUUCUCUGAGCCACAGAAUUGUUAUGUUUGUGUUUCUUGUUCUUUUCCUGGGAAAGUUUUCUGUAUCUGACACAGAUAAUAUUUAUAGUCUGGGGUUUGCCCACUUUUGGGGUAGGGAGGGGAUGUGGCUAGAAAAUGUAAAUGUUUAGGCCAACGUUAAAGUGCACAAGUGAACUUUUAGUGCUCAAAGCACUUAUUUUGUUCUGAAAAUAUUUUUUUAAAUCUUGUGUACCAGAUGUAUUUUUUUACAUGUUAAUAAAACAGAGGAAAAUGGACACCAAACCUCUUGAUGCAUCAUUCCAAUAUUGUAAAAUAAUGUGUAAAAUAAUCAGUAAAAGUCCAAACAUAUUUGUUCUGUUACUAAUUAAAGAAACAUUAAUAAGCCUGCUGUACUUUAUUCUUCCCUGAUCCAUCUGUAUUAAACAGGCCCAAUGAACAAGGA
This is a messenger RNA of Lonchura striata (white-rumped munia), 2542 nucleotides long. RefSeq names its product MOB kinase activator 3C (gene MOB3C). Lineage: Eukaryota; Metazoa; Chordata; Aves; Passeriformes; Estrildidae. The record is from RefSeq and is a predicted model, not a curated record.